This is a messenger RNA of Colletotrichum spaethianum, 582 nucleotides long. RefSeq names its product adenylylsulfatase Hint3. Bases 1 to 582 code for a protein of 193 amino acids. The record is from RefSeq and is a predicted model, not a curated record. Gene Ontology annotation, molecular function: catalytic activity. The transcript has a single exon. Gene Ontology annotation, biological process: nucleotide metabolic process. Lineage: Eukaryota; Fungi; Ascomycota; Sordariomycetes; Glomerellales; Glomerellaceae.
AUGACACCCACCUCUCAAUUUGACGCCGGCGUGGAGCCCCCGGAAUCGCAAUGCCCCUUCUGCAUAAUCGCAACUGAAUACCCGCCCUACGACCCUGCGAAGCCGCCGCAGGACGAUGCAGUCCUCGACCCGAACCGCAUCCCGACGCCCGCCUAUGUCGUCCUCUCAACCCCAACGCUUAUCGCCUUCCUCGACAUCCUCCCGCUAUCACGCGGCCACCUCCUCCUGUGCCCACGCACCCACCGCCCGAAGCUCACCGACGCCUCGCCCGACGAGUCGGCCGAGAUGGGCCGCUACCUGCGCAUCCUGUCCAACGCCCUCGCGCGCACGACGGGCGUCGAGGACUGGAACGUCGUGCAGAACAACGGCGCCGCCGCCGCCCAGGUCGUCAUGCACAUGCACUUCCACCUCAUCCCCCGCCCCGAGAUCCGCGCGAGCGGCCGCUACAGCGAGAGCUUCACCAUGUUUGGCCGCGGCCGGAGGGAGGAGCUGGACGAUGAGGACGCCGAGCACUUUGCCAAGGAGCUGCGGGAGAACGUGGCCGACAUCUUGAGGGAAGAGAAGCACAAGGCGAAGCUUUGA